CUUCGGGCGGUGCCAAGAUGGACGCUCCGUGGGCUCGGGAGCAGCUUCGCCGGCGUUACCUGAUUCCCACAGACGCCGAGGCCCGGCUGGACCACGAGGGCGACACCGGGCGGGAGAGUUCUACAAUUGUUGAGACAAAAGAAAAACCUCUUCCAAGACUCAAUAUCCAUUCUGGAUUCUGGAUUUUAGCAUCCAUCAUUGUGACCUAUUAUGUUGAUUUCUUUAAAACCCUUAAAGAAAACUUCCACACCAGUAGCUGGUUUCUCCUUGGCACUGCCUUGCUGCUUGCCAGUUUAUCCGUGGCUUUUUACUGCAUCGUCUACCUGGAGUGGUACCGUGGCAUCGAACAGUACGAUGUCAGGUAUCCGGCACUGGUGCCCAUCACAACUGCCACUUUCAUCGCAGCGGGAGUUUGCUUCAACAUUGCUUUGUGGAGCGUGUGGUCGUUCUUCACUCCUCUGUUGCUGUUCACACAGUUCAUGGGGGUCGUCAUGUUUAUCUCGCUCCUUGGAUGAGCCAAGGGUAAGACCUCCAGAGCGGCGUUUCUCGGGGCGAUCUCACGGGAACAGGGUCUUUCCCGACAGUUGGAGAGGACUCCUGAGUCACUCGGCUGUGCUCGCGCCGGAGCCUUUCGCCCACUGGGCUCUUUCCUCAUGUGGAAUUUGCUCUCAGGGCCACUUCUCGGAGAAGGCGCCCUGCUUUUCAGAGACCUGCUGGAGGUAGCAGCGCACCGCCCAUCGUAGCUAAGUUCUCACAUGAGGCGGUUUCGUACCGAAGCCGACUUCUGUUAAGUUACACAGCGGUAUAGUUGGCCAGAAAACUUAAGGCAGGGGGGUUUGGAAACGUGGGCAAUUUGACCUAACUUCGGGGGCGGGAUGCCUACAAUUUCCAUCUGUCCUGGCUGCCUCAUAAAGAUUCAGUGGAUGGCAGGGCAGCCUCUCUUUCCCGUGUUGUGUAAAGACUGCUCAGACCUUGCCGGGUCUGCUACCUUCCACAGUGGGGUGGGUUUCUGAGCCGUGUGUUAGAGAAACGUGUAUUUGCCUGACUGCCCUACCCUGUGUGUUCAGGGCCAUGGUGGAAGGACAGAGAGACACCCUCCCGUGUUACGCUGUGUCCCAGUGUGGAGGAAAUGGAUUUCCCGCAGCACUGUCCAGAUAGUCAGGCGAGGCCCAGGGAAGGGUUUCUGCCGCCCACGAGUGACGUGCCGAGCCGAGGAGGCUGCCGUGCCCACUGAGCACUGCCCUGCGCUCCCUUGGGCUUGAAGGGAGCGUCUGACUGUGAAGAUGUGGACAUAGUCCCCUUCCUGCCAGACUGAGAAUAGUCGCUAGCACCGUGACCAUGGUCACGUGGACAGUGUCCCCAGACGUCAUGCCAAGUGGGAGGACCUGUGGGACUUCCUGCAGUGGCCGCUUGUGCCCAUUCAUGGGUGCUGCUCAAGCAGCUCAGGGCUCAGCACUUCUCUCCCUGCCCGACUUCCACAGCCUCCUGCUGGCCACACACCUCUGUGGCUCUGACUUCUCAGAGCCGGGGACGCUGAGCUUCCCGCCGACCUGGAUAAUGGAGAGCACCGUGCUGUAGGGGCAUCGAGCUGGAACCGUGCCUUUUUCCGGUGAGGUCCUGAGCUGCACACAGGGUGCUCACACGGCAUGUGAACGCUGGUUUCCUUUCAGGCUUGCGGGUGUGGACAGGAAUGAUCGGAUGUCCAGCCUGCUGAGAGCAUCGUGGACAGUGGAGAGGUUGCAGCGUAUCCUUGUGUCUGAAGUGUUGCCUGGUCUCCUGGGAAAAACUGCAACUUUGGAGAAUAAAGUGCAUUUCUUUUGCAUAUUGUCAAACCCAAGUGAUGAUUGUAUUUCAGAAGUCUGUGUUAUAUAAAAAUAACUAUUUUCCGAAGUUAAUCUGAAUCUUUGGAGGAAGUAACGGUUUCAUUAUAGGUGCAUUAACAUGCUACCAGUGGUUGGAAUCCAUGCUGCUCUUUUCCCCUGCAGGGGAGCAGUUUGUGGUCCUAAACGCCCGGAUGUGGACAGAGGAAUUCUGGUGUCACGUGCCUUCAGUCCCACUGCUGUCUUUACUGUCUCAUUUUAUAGUAGUUGCAUUAGGCGGUCGGACCAAGGGGAAAUAUUGUAUGUUUUCUCAUCACUUCUGAUUUUACCUUUGUGUAAAUUACUGGACUUUUGGCAUUUUUAACAUAAGAACUUUUGAGUCUCUUAAGUAUGUAUUUUUCU
This is a messenger RNA of Fukomys damarensis (Damara mole-rat), 2222 nucleotides long. It is a transcript of the gene Tmem128, whose product is annotated as transmembrane protein 128. The transcript has 4 exons. The record is from RefSeq and is a predicted model, not a curated record. The coding region runs from base 18 to 515 and encodes 165 amino acids. Lineage: Eukaryota; Metazoa; Chordata; Mammalia; Rodentia; Bathyergidae.